AUGGCUUCCAUUAGUUCCGAAGAUGACUUCCAAAUAAUGUGCAACAUUCACAGGGAAACAUUGUCAAUGUUACCGCCAGUGUUACAUGGAGGACCUUUAACAACACGUAAUCUGUCAAGAGAUUCAAAAGCUGAGUUUACUAUGAUUGGUCAUCGUUUUGAAAAUGUGAAAGACUUUAAAGAGGCAUUGUGCGACUUAGCCGUCAAACACAAUUUCAACUUUCGCUUCAUAAAGAACGAUAGAGAUAGAGUGACUAUGACAUGUGCUGAUGAAGAUUGUCAAUGGCGUGUUCAUGCCUCAAGAAACGGAAACCUCCCUACAUUCAGGAUUAAAACAGCACAACAUGAACACACAUGCGGUGGGGGCAUCAACACACCAUUUUACCCGAGAGCAUCAAAGAAAUGGGUCAGUAGGAAGGUAGUAAUGAAAUUACGUGAUCGGCCUCUAUACCGAGCAGUGGAUAUACAACGAGAUAUAUUACAUGACCACGGUGUUUGUCUGCCGUAUAAACAAGCCUGGAUGGGUAAAGAGUUAGCAAGGAGAAUUCUUCUUGGCAGUGAUGUAGCAAGCUAUGAUCUGUUGGUAUGGUAUGUAGCCAAAGUUUCUGAAACUAACCCAGGUAGCAUCGUUAUUAUUGACACUGAUGAAGAACGAUUCAAGUGUGGGUUUUUUUGUUUUCGUGCUUCUCUUGAUGGUUUCAAGCGGGGUUGUAGGCCUAUGCUUUUUCUAGAUGGAACUCACUUGUUGGGCAAAUAUGGCGGUAUCCUUCUGGGUGCAACAGCCAAAGAUGGCAAUGAAGGAUUUUUUCAUUUAGCGUUUGCUAUCGUGGAUAAUGAAACUGAUGAUAACUGGACAUGGUUUACAUCAACUUUGGGUGAUGCAAUAUACGGUAAUGACGACUAUACCAACAUUAUCACAUUCAUCUCCGAUCGAUCAAAAGGGCUUGUAAAUGCUAUUGCGAAGGUUUUUCCUUUGGCCCCGCAUGCUUAUUGCUUGCGACAUCUACAUGCAAAUUUUCUGAAAUCAAAUGGCCAGUUAGGGAAGUCAUUAAAGGAUGAGUGUUGGAGUUUGAUUAUGAAGAUUGCAUAUUCCUGUACGUCUUUCAAAUAUGAUGAAGUUGUAUGCUCCCUAUUGGCCACAUCAGGACAAGCACACCAUUGGAUGUUCCAGAAAUCAGACAUGUCACAUUGGUGUAAUUACUUGUUUAGAGGCCAGCGGUAG
Molecule: messenger RNA, 1221 nt
Organism: Dioscorea cayenensis subsp. rotundata (Guinea yam)
Lineage: Eukaryota; Viridiplantae; Streptophyta; Magnoliopsida; Dioscoreales; Dioscoreaceae
Exons: 2
Coding region: 1-1221 (406 amino acids)
Source: RefSeq, a predicted model, not a curated record